GGAUGGUUCAUUCGUGCAUUGACAAGCUGUGGAGAGUAUCUUCUCUUAGGGAAGCAUCUUCCCAUUAGAAGCGACACUUUAUUUUCGCUCUAAAGCGAUUGGUUUUGUGGGUUUUUUUGUUUUAUUCUGAAAGCUCACCACUUUGUGUCGGGUUCAAUACAUGUAGUAACUAACAGGCUGUUAGCAAAUUAGCCUGAUAGCUUGUUGGCUAGCCAGCGCUCUCCCAAGUCCCACCCUCCAACAGAGUGCGUGGUCGUCGUGCGCUCGUGCGAAACUGCCGCCGACAAGCAGUACUUUUCUUUCUUUUUCCCUUUCUCCUUCCCCUCAACUCUAUCAGCAUCGUCGCACAUUUGCUGUAAAGCUAAACUAAUACGUUAGCAAAGGUGACGCUAGCGACAUUGUGGGCGCUACGUGGGGAGACGUGUCUUCUGACAGGAGGGAUACGUUCGUUUUUCGCCCCCUCUGACUGAAAGCUUGGGCUUGGAGAAGGAAGACGACGCGGUGAAGGAGGGGACUGGCUACUUUAUAGCCAGUGAGCUUGAUUUGCACAUUGACAACAAGCUCUGCCACUGAGCCACACACACACACACACGUACACACAACCAUGAGUAUUGAGAUACCGGUGGGAUUGACAGAACUGCUGCAAGGGUACACUGUGGAGGUGCUGCGGCAACGGCCGUCGGAUCUGGUGGACUUCGCCAUACAAUACUUCACCCGCUUGCGGGACACUAGGAGUCAAGAUGGCGCCAGUGAAGGCGGCAAGACUGGGAAGGGGGUGAUGUUUGACGGGGAGCCGAUGCAGACAGAGUCCAACGGAGAUGAAGAUGAAGAUGAUGACUCUGACUUUGAGCCCCCACCGCCAAGCCGAUUCAACAGAAGAGUGUCAGUGUGUGCGGAGGCGUUCAACCCAGAUGAGGAUGACGAGGACACAGAGCCGAGAGUAGUUCAUCCAAAAACAGAUGAACAGCGCUGUAGACUGCAGGAGGCCUGUCGGGACAUCCUUCUCUUCAAAACACUGGAUCAGGAGCAGUUCUCCGAGGUGCUGGACGCAAUGUUUGAAUUAUUGGUGCAGCCCCAAGAGCAUGUGAUCGACCAGGGAGACGAUGGGGACAACUUCUAUGUCAUUGAGCGAGGCAUCUAUGACAUCGUGGUGUCGGGGACGUGCGUGGGUCAAUAUGAUAAUAAGGGCAGCUUCGGCGAACUGGCACUCAUGUACAACACACCUCGUGCCGCUACUAUCAUCGCCACCCAGGAGGGGGCUCUGUGGGGGCUGGAUCGUGCCACAUUCCGUAGACUCAUUGUGAAGAACAAUGCAAAGAAGAGGAGGAUGUACGAGUCAUUCAUUGAGUCUGUGCCCUUGCUCAAAUCCCUGGAGGCAACAGAGAGGAUGAAGAUAGUGGAUGUAUUAGGAGCAAAGCAGUUCUCAGAUGGGGAACGCAUCAUCACACAGGGAGACAGUGCUGACUGCUUCUACAUCGUUGAAUCCGGGGAGGUGAAGAUCAUGAUGAAGAGUAAAACGAAGGCAGACCAUGCAGACAAUGCAGAGGUGGAGAUAGCACGCUGUAGCAGGGGUCAGUACUUCGGGGAGCUGGCCUUGGUCACUAACAAGCCCCGGGCCGCUUCAGCCUACGCGGUGGGGAAUGUGAAAUGUUUGGUAAUAGACGUGCAAGCGUUUGAGCGCCUCCUGGGCUCCUGUAAAGAGAUCAUGAAGAGGAACAUCGCCCACUAUGAAGAGCAGCUGGUGGCCCUGUUCGGCUCGAGCAUGGACUUGAGAGACUGAGCCUCCAACUCCACCCUCUGUGCCUUCAAUUACACACACACACACACACACAUACAGGGGCAACUCAUCAUAAGCUUUACCCAGAUCGUCCAAACAUUAUGAGAAAUUGUUUGUUCCACAUUUAAUUAUUUUCUUAUGCAUACACACACAGACAUGCACACACACACUGUUAGCUUUAGGCCGUAAACCUUAUUUUUCCAUGCCAUCAUGAAGCUUUCAGUAAGAACCGCAUUGACCUGUAUACAAUUAGGCACACACACACACCGAUAAUGGUGUUUUAUAGACACAUGGUCAUGCUUGGUAAGACAGUCUUCACAUUCACAUGAGCGCUUCAUAGCUCAUAUGUUGCCUCAGCCAAGGACACUUCCUCACACACACACACACACAUACACACAGUGGGUACACAACAUGAACACAAACUGCAUUUGCAAAAAGUCAUUCUUGUAAAAUGGAGCUGACAAACAAACAAACAAAAAACUCUUGAGGAAAAUGCAAAAAAAACAAAAAAAGUUUAACAAAGACAAAAGUUUUAGAAACAUUUUAUGAAGAUACACAACAGAAGCUUUGAUAAAAUAUUAUUUAAAUAAGAAAAAAAAAGUGUCUCCUCCUGGGGGAGGCCCGAGGUGAGGACACUCGAUUUCUUCCUCGACUGUUGUUGAGUUGAGUUAGUGCUGGUGAUUAUUGCCGUACCACAGAAGAAGCAGCAGUCAAAACAUCAUCCUUCAUUUCCCGGGACUUUGUUAUGCUGUUGUUGUACACUUCAUUGUAUUGAAAUAAUUAUUAAUGUACUGCUAUCAUAUAUUCAUUUAUUAUUUCAUUCUAUUUUAUUUUGACCAAAUUGAUAAUUUCACCUUCCACCUCCCAACACGAAAUGUAAAAACAGAAACAGUUAAUAAACAAAAAAAAUAUUAGUGCUUAUUUCUGAUUGAUUAACCAACAAUGAUUUGUCCUGGAUUAAAAAAACAAAACAAAAAAACUAAAAAAAAAAAGUAACAAAAAAUAAAGCAAACACUUUGUUAAAACAUGACUCGUUGAUAUCUUUGAAUAAAGUGAUUGUUAGUUGU
Messenger RNA from Doryrhamphus excisus (bluestripe pipefish), 2844 nucleotides. RefSeq names its product protein kinase, cAMP-dependent, regulatory, type II, alpha A (gene prkar2aa). Gene Ontology annotation, biological process: negative regulation of cAMP-dependent protein kinase activity. Gene Ontology annotation, cellular component: cAMP-dependent protein kinase complex; cytosol. NCBI's taxonomy places the organism in Eukaryota, Metazoa, Chordata, Actinopteri, Syngnathiformes, Syngnathidae. Gene Ontology annotation, molecular function: cAMP-dependent protein kinase inhibitor activity; protein kinase A catalytic subunit binding; cAMP binding. The record is from RefSeq and is a predicted model, not a curated record.